CGGCACCUGUACGUCACUGAGUGCGUCUAAACAAGGAUCCUAGAAGUGGAGGUCAGCAGGGAGGAAGCAUGGCAGCCCUGUUAAGGAAGUCUUGCAGUGCUUUGCACAGCUCUGUCAGCAGGCAUGCACGCUUUGCAGUGGUUUGCAGGUCGAUGGCCUCCAAAACACCGAUUGGGUUCAUUGGACUUGGAAAUAUGGGAAAUCCAAUGGCAAAAAAUCUUGUGAAACAUGGGUAUCCUGUUAUUGCAUAUGAUGUGUUUCCAGAGGCCUGUAAAGAAUUUCUGGAUACUGGCGCCCAGAUUGCUGACUCGCCAUCUGAUGUUGCAGAGAAGGCUGACAGAAUUAUAUCCAUGUUGCCAUCAAGUUUGAAUGCGAUCGAUGUCUACACAGGACCAAAUGGAAUUUUGAAAAAAGUGAAGAAAGGUUCUUUGUUGAUUGACUCCAGCACCAUUGAUCCAGCAGUGUCUAAAGAACUGGCAAAAGCAGUGGAAAAAAUGGGAGCUGUUUUCAUGGAUGCACCUGUCUCUGGAGGUGUCGGGGCAGCCAGAUCUGGGAACCUCACAUUUAUGGUUGGUGGAGUUGAGCAAGAAUUUGAAGCUGCAAAAGAACUUUUGUCAUGUAUGGGAGCCAAUGUAGUUUACUGUGGAGAAGUUGGAACUGGGCAGGCAGCAAAAAUAUGCAAUAACAUGCUGUUGGCUAUUGGCAUGAUUGGCACAGCAGAGACUAUGAAUCUCGGAAUAAGAUUAGGGCUUGACCCAAAGCUGCUGGCCAAAAUUCUGAACAUGAGCUCUGGACGAUGCUGGUCAAGUGACACCUACAAUCCUGUACCAGGGGUGAUGGAAGGCGUGCCCUCUGCCAAUAAUUACCAGGGUGGAUUUGGAACAACACUUAUGGCCAAGGAUCUUGGUUUGGCCCAGGACUCUGCCACAAACACUAAAACCCCGACACCUCUGGGAUCUCUGUCUCAUCAGAUAUACAGACUUAUGUGUGCCAAGGGCUAUGCUCAGAAAGAUUUCUCGUCCAUCUUUCAGUUUUUACGUGAAGAAGAAAACUUGUGAACAGCUUUUUAAGAUCUUUACAAGCACUAUUUUUGAAUCCAUGUUAAGUAAAUCAGAAAAGGACAAAGUUAAAAGGGUGUACGUUGGUGAGGAAUUCUUUGUAGAAGUGAUUAUGUGGUCUCAGACGCAGCAUCCUUAUUAUGAAAAAAAGAAGUACAUGGUAAA
Messenger RNA from Nanorana parkeri, 1223 nucleotides. It is a transcript of the gene HIBADH, whose product is annotated as 3-hydroxyisobutyrate dehydrogenase. The transcript has 8 exons. NCBI's taxonomy places the organism in Eukaryota, Metazoa, Chordata, Amphibia, Anura, Dicroglossidae. The record is from RefSeq and is a predicted model, not a curated record. Gene Ontology annotation, molecular function: NADP binding; NAD binding; 3-hydroxyisobutyrate dehydrogenase activity. The coding region runs from base 69 to 1058 and encodes 329 amino acids. Gene Ontology annotation, biological process: L-valine catabolic process. Gene Ontology annotation, cellular component: mitochondrion.